ACCGUUGCAUUUUAUAGUCAAUAGUUCUCUGUCUAGGGAAAGAGGAGGGAAAGGCGGUGGUCCGAUUCCGAUCCAUGGCGUUGUUGUCGCCUCGGUCAAUCUCUCUCUUCGCCGGCGGCCGAUCGAAAACCUUCUCCCCGACCGCUCGUUUCAGAGCUUCCUCGGACGUUCCCGUUCCCGAUUUUCUCUCAUCGGAUUGGCUUGAAUCUCGCAGGAAAAGGCCUUUUGGCCCAAGGCUGAAUUUUAGUGCAGAAAAAGCAGUGCAGUGCCAGCUUGAAGCACUAAAAUACAAUGAUCAACCUCGUCAAGACUAUGGGAUAGAAGUCAUGUACAGGUUUGCUGGGUUUGAUCCAUUUGAAAGGUCGACCUACUUUGGCCCAUUCUUUGAUUUAGGGCAGUUUGAGCGCUUCAGGCGAAUAUUUCACCAUUCAACUUACAGGGUUUUGCUCGGUCACAAGGAAAGGAAGAUCUUGAGCAGUUUGUGGGUUAAAGAGGACCGAUUCAAACAGAGAGUUUGGAUACAAGGUUCUCGACCAGAGGAGGAAGAAAUCUUCCAAUUUACCAUGGUUCAGUGACAGGAUGUGAAGUUGAACGCCAUAUGUGGACAUUGAAUUAUUAGAUGACAUCGUACAGCUCAGCUAAGACAUGUAUUGCAACCAGAACUUCACGGCACAGCAACCGUUCAGUUUACUACAGUUUCCUCUUCUGUAGAAAUAGCAUUUUUGGUAUGCUAAUAGAAAUAUCAGCUUCUCUUCAGUAUCGAUAGGAUUACAGGGUAUCACAAAUGCUACAUUUUCUCAUUUAUGGAGAUCUGUUAGAUCAUCUUUAUGUUACUGUUUUGAAUUCAAUAAUUUUGU
This is a messenger RNA of Elaeis guineensis (African oil palm), 857 nucleotides long. NCBI's taxonomy places the organism in Eukaryota, Viridiplantae, Streptophyta, Magnoliopsida, Arecales, Arecaceae. The record is from RefSeq and is a predicted model, not a curated record.